Schistosoma mattheei is the source of this 1485-nucleotide messenger RNA. The record is from the annotation of a GenBank genome assembly. NCBI's taxonomy places the organism in Eukaryota, Metazoa, Platyhelminthes, Trematoda, Strigeidida, Schistosomatidae.
AUGUUCCCUUUAGAAGUCGAUUCACAACCUACUAAAGGAUAUUUUAGUUGCAUGUCUCCUAGCUGUGGUCGCGACACUCCGUCCCCAGAUGGCCAUGCCUAUAAUCCAGACUUGUCUGACCGAUCCAUCGGUAAGGGUUACUUAAGUGACCAUUUACAGCAUAGUCUUUCCUAUGCUCGCCGUAUGGAGCAGCGUGCGCUACACAUAUCCGCACGAAUUUCACAGUCUGCAAAUUUAUCAAUGAGUCCGCGCCUUCUUUUCACACCUGAAACCUGUAAUUCUUCGGACACAGCUGAUUCGAUCUCAGGGCAGCGAAAAAGGCAGUCUGUAGUUGACGAUCUAAAUAUGCAUUCCUUCAUGACAAUCAGUCAGCAAACGACUUCAACUGUGGAAAGAUAUGCUCGCCUUGCAGAUGUGUGUCCUGACUUGCUAAACCGUCGAACUGUGAAUAGAUUUAUGAGCCAGUAUACACCAGGGGAAAAGUAUCAAGAAGAAAGACCUAUUGGAAUGAACCCGAUCUUCAACUGUAACAAUCUUGCAGGAUCGUUCUCAAACCUUGUUGAUAUCUGUCGAACUAGACUGGCUGUGUUGUAUAAGGCUAGGCAUCGUCUGAGUGGCGUUUUAUAUUGCUUAAAGAGGUCACGCUGCGACUUUGAACUAGAACAUCUUAAUGGAAGUUCAUCCGUUGAAAUGCUGAAUGAAGUACAAGCCUUGGCAUUGCUUCAACAUUCCAAUAUAAUUAGGUUUUUCGGCUCCUGGUACGAGGCUGACUCCGUGUAUACACAGUUGGAAUUGUGUUUAGGUGGCAGUCUGUUUCAUUUACUAUAUCCAGAUAGACAAAAUGACACUUCUGAAGCUGUGUCCCUUGUCUCAGCCAACCACAUUGACAACGAAAUACCUGGUUCUCCUACAUCUGGUUCUCCAAGCGAUGCAAACCGUAACCGUUUAUCCGAAAAACCGUUGAUUGUCCUGGCGUCGCACGUUCUUAGCGCUCUUCAUUAUAUGCACACCAAUUGGUCGAUGGUCCAUGGUGAUGUAAAACCGAGUAAUAUCCUAAUACAACUAAGCAGACCUGAAGCUUAUUUAGCGUCUGCUAAAGAGUGUAUAGAAAUGGAUGCCAAACGCCACUGUCAUAAGCUUUUACUUGCGGGAGAUACUGCGGGGAUCGUCUUUAAGUUAUCUGAUUUCGGACGUGCAUCACGUGCUGGGGAAGAUCGUGAUGGUGAAGAUUUAGGUGACGGGCGCUAUCUUCCAAGAUUAAACGAUCCCAGUCCACCUGCUAGAGCUGCCACUGGACGGGACCUCUAUGCACUGGGAAUAACGCUUUAUCAUUCAGCGGGUGGCCCUAUGUCAGCAUCAGUUUGGGAACGACUUCGUGAGACCGAUUGCUUACCAGAUCUUUCCGUACUUCCUGGUUCCUUGAGACCAGCUGUAAAAAGUAUUUUACGACCCUUGCUCAAGAUAGACCAACUGUUUCUGAACUAA